UAGUUAUUAAUAUUUCAUGUUUGCAGUGAUCAGUAUUCAGUUUGUGGAGGUUUGGCUCAGUUCUGCUGCUCUUGCAUAGGAUUCUGCAGUAAAAUACAUUAGAGAACCAGUUAAAUAUAGUAGAUGGAUUCAUCCCAGUCAGUGUUACAGUGGCACCUAAUAUUAAUGGGAAAUGUUUUUCGUAUUGCCAUCAGUCUCAGCUUUGACAUAUCUGAAAUAUAUUGAUGAUAAUUAGCGAUAAUGUAGUUUAGUUUAAAUUAGGAUUUAACAGCAACAGCAAACUCUCCCUCAAAUAAGGAAAAUAAACUCUAGCCCAGUGGUCUGGCUUCAGGACCAUCACCCUUAAUGACAAGCUGUAACCCAGAUUGAGGAAACUUCUCAAAUGCAAUUUAUAAUACAAUAAGGCUGGCAUGACUAUCAGAAGAUUUCAUCAACAUUUUUCUAAAUGUAAUUAUUUUUAACAGUUAACUCAGUUGGUGUUUCCAUAUAAAAUACAUCCACUGAAAUUAUCUAGCUGAGAAUACUCACUAAAUCUGUGAAACUGCAUUAUGGAUAAAUUUCAUAUUCUUCGAUUGGUAGUGAUAGCUCAGCGUCGGCCUCGGAAGGCAUAGAUCUGCGGUUCAAUCCCACGCCUCGGCAUCAGGUGUGUCUUUGAACGAGACACUUUGCACUAGUCCCCGAGCGCUGCUCAUGUGGCAGCUCACUACUCCCUCAAGGGGGGAUGGGUGGGUCAAAGUGCAGAGAAUAAUUUCCCCAAUGUGGAAUCAGUAAAGUUUGAUUAUUAUUAUAUUACACAGUACACAUGCAGAGAAACGCACAGCUGCGGACGUAUGAGGUGGAACAGGAACGCAGCAGUAAGGACACGUUGGGCGUGUAUAUGGCAAGAAGUGCUCCGUACCUAAGUGGCAGCGGUUAGGUCAGCUUAGGCAUGUGCACUGGCAAGGAGGUGAAUCGGGAGGAGCACAACAGCAAGCGAGCAGAGAGGAUUUGUUCUAUGCAAACAAACAGCGAGUGCUAGCUACCAUUACAGGCCAUAAUCGCCACCUACAGCUGAGAGUAUAGACGACCGAAAAAAAAUGUCUGGCAAAGCCCGGCGGCCCACUGAAAGCAGCUUCGCCACUCACCAUUUGAGAAUCACUGCUCUAGCAGAACCACGUUCAGUGUGGGCAACCAUCUGCUUCGACCGGUUGGGAUAAGGGGAAUAAUAAUAAGGAAUCACAAGCAUUCUGCUUGUGUGUGAAAUCGUAGCUUGAAGCAGUUGUGACGAGACCACACAGGUUAAUGUUCUGUUUGGGUUUAAAUCCUUGUUUCACACUGUGCAAUAGACCAAAGUUGCACUGUUGUGGUAUUUAGUAGCUCUGAGGUCAGUGUGCAGACAACAUGACAUUAUUUCCUGUAACAGUUGAGUCAUUUUACACAGCUCAGUAUUAACGCAUGAAAACAGAAUUAGAUGGUGAAUGUGAUUUAGAACAAUGAGGCUAAUUCUGCAACCACUUCAACAGUGGUUGUUAUUCUGGUUGUGGCGACGUCACCAACUCUCUGUCCUGGGAUCAGCAGCCCGAGUCUUGAGCAAACAGCUAAAUUCUGUGCUCCUUUCAAAUUUGGUUUGUGUUCUUUACUAUAAGCAGGACAGUAACCAGAGCUUCAUGUGGGAUUACCAGAUGUGUUGGAUCCAGUUGUCAGAGACUGUUCCAGGCAUCCAGGAGUCACUUCUGCUAAUCUGCUGUAAAGAGGAGCUGCCAUGUUGGCCUCCUCCAUUCCUCUGUCAUUGUUCUUUUUCCUGCUUCUCCACACCCCUCCCUCCUGUCCUGCUGAUGUCAUUGUGACCCCUGACCAAUCUGUGACAUGGGUGAAACUUCAAGGUGCCCCUCUCUCUCAUCUGCUGCUGGAUCCAGAGAAGAAGCAUCUGUAUGUGGGUGGGGUCGACCACCUGUACCAGGUGACAUCGGACCUGAAGGUCAUAUCACAUGUGAUAACUGGUCCUUACUUGGACUCCCCCGACUGCCUCCCACCAAUUGUUUCUCAGGACUGCCCCUCAGCCUCGCCCACUCACAACCAUAACAAACUGCUGCUGAUGGAAAGAGGCCAGGGGGCAGAACCAGGCAGCCUGAUUGCCUGUGGGUCCUUGUUUCAAGGCAUCUGUGACAAAAGGAGCCUGUCGAACAUCUCCCAGCUUGUCUAUCAGACGUCAAACCCUGUGGACACUCAGUAUGUUGCUGCCAAUGAUCCGCGUGUUUCCACAGUGGGCGUGAUAAUAACCACGCACAACAAACAGGAAGUGGGCGGCGAGCUGCGUCUGUUGCUGGUUGGUCGAGGCUACACCAGUAAAGGUCCUGGUGAUAUCCCACCAAUCACAACAAGGCGCCUUUACCCGGUGAUCCCACCACGUCGAGCAUUCUCCCAGGAGGAGGAGCUGGGAAAACUGGUUGUAGGAAGUUACUCUGAGUAUAACAACCACUUUGUGAAGGCUGUCACCCAUGGCGACUUUGUCUACUUCCUGUUUUAUCGUCGGGACAUGUGGCACAAAAAGGAGUAUCGGACCUAUGCUUCUCGACUCUGCACCUCAGACCGAAGUUUCUACUCAUAUGUGGAAGUGCCGCUGCUGUGCCACGGUGGCUACAACCUGGCUCAGGGGGCGUGGUUAGGGAGCCACUCUGGUAAAGCUACCUUGUUUGUUGUCAUGGCAGCGGGACAGGCAUCUACACCUGUAGCCACAAGUCGAUCUGCACUGUGUGCUUAUGGGAUGGUGGAGCUGGAUGCAGUGCUACGCCGAGCACAGGAGCUGUGUUACACAGAGGGAGGACGGGGAAGUGGUGGACAGGAAGAGGCCUACAUUGAAUAUGCUGUGUCAUCCAAAUGUCUGAAACUGCCAAAGGUUUCUCUCUCUGAGUACACGUGUGGUGGGGAGCAUACCCCUAACCCCAUCGCCAGCGCUGUGCCGCUCCAGGCUACACCAACCUUCACCUCCACCACCCAGCUGAGCGCUGUCACCACAGCAACAGAAGCGGGACACACCAUCGCCUUCCUUGGAAACCGAGAGGGAUACCUGCACAAGGUGCUGGUAGGCGCUGAUGGGUCUGGUGACCACUAUGGCACCGUGUCAGUCGACCCUGGGAGUGUUGUCAGUGCCGAUCUCCUGUUGGACCCAGGCCAGCAGAAUGUUUAUGUUUUAACCAACAGCAGGCUGUCAAAGGUUCCUGUCUCGCUAUGUGACAGACAGACAGACUGUGGGUCCUGUCUGUCUGUCAGAGACCCGUACUGUGGCUGGUGUGUCCUGGAGGGAAGAUGUUCCCGUAAACAUCAGUGUCAGCGCUACUUGCAGCCCAACCAAUGGCUCUGGAGCUUUGACCCUAAUAGCCAGUGUGUGAAGGUGCAGAGUCUGCAGCCGGCCAAUCACAGCAAAGAUGAGCAGACACAGGUAACGAUCUUAGUUGUCCAGCUUCCCACCCUCACUAAAGUGGAGUCCCUGUCCUGUGCCUUUGGACUGCUCCCACCUGAACCUGCCAUUAUCAUGGCAAACAGCAUUACCUGUCAGUCACCAGCUCCAGAACUCCUCCCACCUAUUCCAACAGGAAAUGAUAACAUGAUCCUCCCUGUGUCUCUGAUGUUUGGUCAGGUGAUCAUCACCACAGGAAACAUGACUUUCUACGACUGUGGUGGCGUAAGCAGAUUGAACAAGAGUUCCCAGUGUCUGGCGUGUGUCAGCAGCAAGUGGACUUGUAACUGGUGUCCUCUGGAUCAGCUCUGCACUCACAAUCACAGCUGUCCCAACCAGCACAUCAUCCUCAACCAGAGAGAGUCUCCUGUUCCUACUUCCUGUCCUCUGGUCUUCGCUCUGCAGAGUUCGAUCUUAGUCCCAAUGGGUCUGCAAACUACUGUGGUUUUACUGGGACGAAACCUGGACAUCUACACUGACCAAGCUCCUUACAGCUGUGUCGUGGAAAUUCAGCAAGUAGAGUUUAACCUGACAGCAUCUGUGGAAAGAAGAGACGACAACACACACACUUUCACCUGUAGCCCCCACCAGUUUCGCUUUGCAGUCAGUCAGCUCCAGUAUUCAGCAGCUGUCUACUUGCGUAAAGGAGAAAGACGCAUUGAUGCCUCAUCUGAUCUCAGACUCCAGCUUUAUGAUUGCCAGGCGGGGCAGUCAGACUGCUCCCAGUGCAGGGCAGUACCUGAGGAGUAUGGAUGUGUAUGGUGUCCAGGAAACCCCGCCCCAAGCUGUGUUUACAACCAAUCCUGCAUAAGUAUACCUGCAGACACCUGUCCGCCUCCUCAGAUCAGAGAGGUGAUGCCCAUCUCUGGACCUCUGGAAGGAGGCAUCUUGGUGACCAUCAUAGGUACAAACCUUGGGAUGAGGUACCAGGAUGUGCUGAGUGGAAUCAGCGUGGCAGGUGUUCAAUGUCUUGUCCAACCCAAAGGCUACCAGAUCUCCACCAAGGUUGUGUGUGAGCUGCAGCCCAGUGGGACAUAUAUGGACGGACCUGUUAGAGUUUCCAUAGGGAAGAUUCCCCCAGGCAGGUCGACCCAGACAUUCGUCUAUCAGGACCCUUGCCUCCUGUAUCUGGUUCCUGAUAAAGGUCCAGUUUCUGGAGGAACAAGACUGACCAUUAGAGGACGGCAGCUGCUGACAGGACAAAUGUCUGACCUGAAGGCCUUUGUGGGUUCCCAGCCUUGCUACAUUGUGGAGGAGGUACAUGACAACCAGUUAGUGUGUGAAACUGGUUCCAGUAACCAGACUGGUGGAGUUCCAAUUCGGGUUUUCUUUGGCAAGGCUGAGCGAACCAUUCCCAACACCACCUUUCGUUACCUUGAUGACCCAGUCAUAACCGAGGCCAUGCCAGCUGAGAGCUUUUAUGCCGGUGGACGUGCUGUCAUGGUGACUGGCAGCAACCUGGAUGUAGUGCAGCAGCCACUUUUAGUGGUAUGGGUGGAACCACUUGAAGUUCAGAGGGUUAAACGAAGAAGACGAUUAGCUCUGCUCACAUCUAAGCAGCAGCUGGUCUUUAACAACGCCAUGACAAUGAUGUCAGAACGCUGUUUAGUCCUGUCGUCCUCUCAGAUGAGCUGUCUGACCCCCACAGUGACCCCAGACUUCAAAGUUAAAGGGGUUUGGUUUCAACUAGACAAUGUCAGAGUCCACUAUGAGGGCAUUCAGGGAAAGAGCUUCACCUACUAUCCCAAUCCAGAGCUUUUCCGUCUGAAUCGGGAAGCUCCAGAUGUCCCGUACCGAUUUAAACCAGGAGGAGUCAUUGCUGUAGAGGGCCAGGAUUUGACCAGAGCAAUGUCCAGAAAGGAAGUGAAGGCCCAGCUUGGGGAUCAGGAGUGUGAGGUGAAAACUCUGGACAACACCCACCUGUACUGCGAACCUCCGGAGCUCCAGCCAAUGAGUGUCGAUGAUACUAACAAGUUGCCAAGCCUUAAGGUGAUCAUGGGAAACCUGCAGGUGAACCUAGGACUGGUAGAGUAUGACAGUAACUCUUUGCUGUCACCUGUCCCAUUGGCAGCUCAGAUUGGUUUAGGGGCAGGAGCAGCCAUCAUCAUCCUGUCAGUGUUGAUCGUCAUCCUCAUGUACAGGAGGAAAAGUAAACAGGCUCUCAAAGAUUAUAAAAAGGUUCUGCUGCAGUUGGAAACUCUUGAAAUCAAUGUGGGAGAUCAGUGUCGCAAAGAGUUCACUGACCUAAUGACAGAGAUGAUGGAUCUGAGCAGUGAUGUUGGGGGACCAGGACUCCCCCUGCUGGACUCGAAGACAUAUGCAGAGAGGGUGUUCUUCCCCGGGCAGCAGACACCACCACUGAGCCGCCAGCUGGACCUGCCAGAGUCCAGGAGGCAAACGGUGGAGCAGGGCCUGCAGCAGCUCAACAACCUGCUCAACAACAGACUGUUCCUCACAAGGGUAUGUGCUGCAGCUGUCUGAUUCAGCUGUCUGUAGCCUUAGCUUGAGUUUCCCACUAUUACACAGCUGUUAUUCAAUCACCAUGGCAACAGUUAUAGCAGGGCUCAGUGGAGAUUAUCAGUCAUCCAGGUGGAACAGUCUGAACGUUGAGUCAUGUCAAUUGGAUUUCCUCUUUUCUGGUGAAAUCAGUCUAAAAGAAGCCUCCUAGAUUGGUGGUGAAAUGUUUCUACUGAAAUCCAGUUGACAUUCAAUUAAUUUCAAUUGAAUUUUAUUUAUGUAGCGCCAAAGCACAACAAGAUUGUCUCAAGGCACUUUACAAGGUAAGGUUUAAGACCUUACACAACUAAACCCAACAGAUCCCACAUACAGCAAACCUUUAAUUACAAUUUCACAGCAACAGUGGAAAGGAAAAACUCCCCCUCUAACGUGGAAGAAACCUCCAGCAGAACCAGGCUAAAUGUGGGCAGCCAUCUGCCUUGAUCGGUUUGGGGGAGGGGAUAGAGAGAGAGAAAAACACAGCAAGAACAAACAAGCAACAACAGAUCACAGGCAGGGUGGUUGGGCCAGAGACUGGACACAGGCAGGAUGGUUGGACCAGAGACUGGACACAGGCAGGAUGGUUGG
Molecule: messenger RNA, 6520 nt
Organism: Betta splendens (Siamese fighting fish)
Lineage: Eukaryota; Metazoa; Chordata; Actinopteri; Anabantiformes; Osphronemidae
Gene: plxnb3
Product: plexin B3
Exons: 25
Coding region: 1742-5917 (1391 amino acids)
Biological process (GO): regulation of GTPase activity; negative regulation of cell migration; semaphorin-plexin signaling pathway involved in axon guidance
Cellular component (GO): semaphorin receptor complex
Molecular function (GO): semaphorin receptor activity; protein binding
Source: RefSeq, a predicted model, not a curated record